Molecule: messenger RNA, 2738 nt
Organism: Exophiala dermatitidis NIH/UT8656
Lineage: Eukaryota; Fungi; Ascomycota; Eurotiomycetes; Chaetothyriales; Herpotrichiellaceae
Exons: 2
Coding region: 160-2082 (640 amino acids)
Biological process (GO): positive regulation of mitochondrial DNA replication; DNA recombination
Cellular component (GO): mitochondrial large ribosomal subunit; nucleus
Molecular function (GO): single-stranded DNA binding; DNA strand exchange activity; structural constituent of ribosome
Source: RefSeq, a predicted model, not a curated record
GUUCGGAGCAGUGUGUUGGACUGCUGGAUUGAAAAGCAAAUUGUUCACUUGAGCCAUUGGCAUAGCCUUCUUACACCUAAACCACUCCGGAGUGCCAGAAUGUGCUAUUGAUACGUUUCCCCAACAGGUCACAGAGCGGUCCGAUCAUACACUCCCACAAUGGCCGCCGCGGCCGCAACCACACUGGCCCAUCAGGUGCCUCCAAUGUCCCUGCCUCCCAUGCCUCGCGUUCGACCUCCGCGAAUGCUCAAAGGCACGGUCAGCCCCAACACGAAUCCGCAACCAGGUGGUGAAUUCCCGGAGGGCCUGUUCUGGGUACAAGGCAAAUGGCGCGCCAGGGGCUCGAAUGCGGCCAAAAAUAAGAGGGCCACGCAAACCCGGCAAGCUGCAAAGGCGCCGCGACACGAGACCCAUGGAUUGAAUAUUUAUGCAUACCGCCAUAUACGGACGAACCAAGUGAUAUACAGUUUGACCAGGACGCUCGAGAAUAACAAGGUGUUGAGACAAUUGGUCUUCCAUGGGAAGAAGACGGUGCCUGCUUCAGUCCGUCGCGACAUGUGGACGCCUUACUUCUCAAUCCACUUCCCGCCCACGCCUGCGGGAGCGUUAGAAGGUCUUUUUGCGUUUCAAAAACUGCGCGAGCUCUCCUUGCAGCGGCAGCUCUCGCCCCCGGAUGACCUGAUCAGGGUCACCCAGCAAGACAUCGACACUGUAAAGUCAAAGCUCGGAUCACCGGCGGAUUUGCAAGAGGCGGCUGUACGAGAUGAACAGUUGGCUGCGAGGAUACCCAAACGGGGCGAGCUCUUGCCGAAGAAGCUACAGGCGCAAAGGUUGAUGGAUCAGAAAGCCACCAGUGUUGCUGAUGCAGCUUUUGUCCUGGACUGGAUAAGUUCAGGCCCAAGCCCAUUGGAUAGAAUGGUGGAAAUUGAAAUGAACCGGGUGGCUCGGCACAAGGACAGGACGAAGAAGGCGCGGAGGCGGAUUCAUGCGAUUCGAGACGAAGAGGCCAAAAAGAAGGACGAGAUUAUCCGACGUGCAUCUUUGGCCUUACAGGAUUUGGACCCGGAGGACCGUAGUCGCCUGCCUCUCCCAGCUGGUGCGCUCCGCCAGCUCAGUAUGGAGCAUCAUGGCCUGGUGGAUGGUAGCAAACUCGUCGACAUCGACCAAGUCGCGGAACUCAAGGACGCGAUUAAGGAGUGGAAAGGCUUCAUCAACAUCGAUCCCAACAAUUUUGAUGAGGAGGAAUGGAACCGGAGGCAAUAUGUUGUUCGUGCAGCCGAGCGAGAGGCAAUCAAGGAGUGGUUUGAGGAGCAUGAUACCCCCACGACAGAGUCAGAUUCGGUUUGGAAUCGAGUUUCGGCCAAGAGGGAGUCGGCGCUGAAGGAGUUCGAGGCCGACACAAAGGCUAGACAAGAGCAGCGUCACGCCAGCAGACGCGAAGAGGCAUUAAAGCGUGCAGAGGAAGCGGCCACGAAAGAACAUGAGAAGCGCACGGCUGCUGGCUCCAACGCUCCCUCUCUGGAACAAAUGAUUGGACAGUACAAGAAGGAUGCUCUUGAGCAAUUCGAGCAGCAGGAGAAACAACUGGCCGCAGAGGAGCAGCAGAAGUCCAGACCUGACUGGGCAGACACUCGCGAGAUCAAGAUGUUCUGGGCCGAUCUGAAUGACGGUCUGUUCGCGUCAGCAUGGCCGCAGAAUGUGAUACAUGGCCCGCUGGCACCGUAUGGCGUGGCCAAGGCCUUGGUGCGUGAGACAGAAGAUCGAGUCAUCGAGGAACUCGACGAUGAAGCCGAUGCGGGAGAGCGAACGCCUCGCACGCUGGAGGUUGUGACAUCCAAGAGCGUGCAUGUCAUUGGAAGCGGCCUGGAAGACGGUUGGCUGCCUUCGGAGCUCAAUACUAUCCACAAGGAGCCUGCGCCAUGGUCGCCACGACCAGCUGACCAGGACGGAACGUUAGCACAGCAAUCUGCCCCCGACGCCGCGACUGCAGAACCCGCCGCUGACCAGCAAGACUUCGGAGUGUAUUACGAAGAACCUAAGAAAGGCAUGUGGGCUCGUGUGCGUGGCAUGUUUGGCCGGUAAAGCAAGCAAGAAUCGGCGAACAGGUGAAUGGAUACCUUUCUUUGGCCCACGAAUAUGGGUCGAAGAAAUAGAUGUCAAACAGACCAGUCCGACGGCUUUGAAAAGUCGACGUUUGGUCUCCCUCAUUCAUUUCGACUCGAUCGUCAAGCUCUCCGAGGAAGCCGUGGGUGGGCAUACUAUCGAUCAUCACGAUCAGUGCAAGCAGGCAGAGACGAGUUGAAGAGUCGGUCCUCUUGUGUCUUCUCCGUGGUGCCUCAAUGCUUGAGAGGCUUCAUCCUUCAGCCGCACGGUGGACUUUUCAGCACGACCAAAGGCCCUCGCUUGCGGCUUGGGUGCAGCUGUGCUUUUGUUCCCAGAACAAUAUGAAUCUCCCAUAUCAUUCAACCUUGGUACGAACCAUAUAGCUACCUGGCUAUCUCCUGGUCUACUUAAUGUGUUCCCCGGUACGAGUGAUUGAAUAUUACGGCAUGGCUUGGGUUGAGUUGCGCUUGGCUGAAGCAGGACGACGAGAAAAUUCUUAGACAUGCGCUUUCACUGUACAACAUGACGACUAAGGUCAGGUCUACAAUUUAGAGGUGUCUUACCUGUGUAUCUAUGGACCCGGUACAUGUACAUGUAUGUCUCAAAAAUUAUAACCAAAAACUGUCCAUUCCCUA